Messenger RNA from Doryrhamphus excisus (bluestripe pipefish), 1083 nucleotides. RefSeq names its product CCAAT enhancer binding protein alpha (gene cebpa). Gene Ontology annotation, biological process: DNA-templated transcription; myeloid cell differentiation; regulation of transcription by RNA polymerase II. The record is from RefSeq and is a predicted model, not a curated record. Gene Ontology annotation, molecular function: DNA-binding transcription factor activity, RNA polymerase II-specific; RNA polymerase II cis-regulatory region sequence-specific DNA binding. NCBI's taxonomy places the organism in Eukaryota, Metazoa, Chordata, Actinopteri, Syngnathiformes, Syngnathidae.
CCCACGCGGAGCAGGUCCAGUACGGGUCCCCGGAGCUGGUCGCCAUGCAGGACGCGCAGGUCUAGCCGUCAUGGAGCUAUCCAACCUGUACGAGGCGGCGCCGCACGGCCGGCUCCCGGCGAGCCAGCACGCCCCCUCGGCAGACCCGGGCGGGGACAUCGGGGACACGGAGACGUCCAUGGACCUCAGCGCCUACAUCGACACUUCCGCUUUGAACGACGAAUUCCUGGCCGACUUGUUCCAGAACACUUCCCGCCACGACAGGCUCCGCUUCGUGAACGGCGACUACGAGCACGCGCCCUCGCACUUGUACGCCGCGGAGACCAAGCUGGAACCCUUUUAUGAGCACGCGCCUGCGCGUGUUCGCCCCGUGGCCAUCAAGCAGGAGCCUCGCGACGAGGACGCGCUGCCACCCGCCUACCUGCACCACUACCCCCCCGCGCCGCCUCCGCACCUGCAGUACCAGGUGGCGCACUGCGCGCAGACCGCCGUGCACCUCCAACAUCCGGGGCAGCCCACCCCGCCGCCCACCCCGGCGCCCAGCCCGCACCACCUCCCGCACGUGCAAGGCCACGCACAGCAUCAGCAGCAAAGGGUGGGCGGGAAGCCCAAAAAGCACAUGGACAAGAACAGUCCCGAGUACCGCCUGCGGCGCGAACGCAACAACGUCGCCGUGCGCAAGAGCCGCGACAAGGCCAAGCUCCGCAACAUGGAGACCCAGCAAAAGGUUCUGGAACUGAGCAGCGACAACGAGCGGCUGCGGCGCCGCGUGGACCACCUGAGCCGUGAACUGGACGCCCUGAGGGGCAUCUUCAGGCAGCACCCCCCGGACGGAAGCCGCUGAGGCGGCUGGCGGUCUGAGUGAUGUUCUCGCCAUCGCCGCCGUGGGCAGCAAUGACCCGAAGCCGUGCCUCCGUGCUAUGCAACACUCAAUGCCUUCUGGUCCCGUGACCUUUCACCUCGUGCCCCCCCCCCCCGUGUUGACGUGAGCUCAUGAACACGUGAAUCACCCAGAAAGGACGUUUUCUACGUGUGUUGACAGUAUAUCACAUGUGUAUAAAUGUAUAUGAUAUAUAUGAAUAA